CACACAGUCCACAUUUCUAGAGGACACCGACUGACUCUCAGGCUCCCUCUAACAUUUUCUGUCGAGCUCGGGUAACAAAACAAGCGGAGCGGGAUCGAGCCGCUCUCCGGACAGACCUUCACAUUACCCCCGGAGUUUGUUCCUCUCUUUAUUCCCGUGGACGUCACUUCACGCGCACAACAGCUAUACAAGGAUACAAGUUAUUCACAGCAGCACAAGAUCCUAGAAGAUGGGUUCAGUCCCAGCGAUAUCUGUCCUCAUUUUGGGCAUUGUGGUUCCAGCACUGGCCGGCUACAUCGAGGCGCUAGCAGCGAAUGCAGGCACAGGGUUUGCCGUGGCUGAGCCACAGGUGGCGAUGUUCUGCGGAAAGCUCAACAUGCAUGUCAACAUUCAGACCGGCCGCUGGGAGCCAGAUCCAUCAGGUACAAAGGGCUGCGAAGGAACCAAAGAGGGCGUGCUGCAGUACUGCCAGGAGAUGUACCCUGAGCUCCAAAUCACAAAUGUUGUGGAGGCCAACCAGCCAAUCCGAAUCGAGAACUGGUGCAAGAAGGAGAAGAAGGUGUGCAAAGGGCACUCCCAUAUCGUGGUGCCUUACAAAUGCUUAGUGGGCGAGUUUGUGAGUGACGUGCUGCUGGUUCCCGAGAAGUGCAAGUUCUUCCACAAGGAGCGUAUGGAUAUGUGCGUCAGCCAUCAGCAGUGGCACGGCGUGGCCAAAGAGGCCUGCUCCAAGAGCUCCAUGGUGUUGCACAGCUAUGGCAUGCUGCUGCCCUGUGGCAUCGACAAGUUCCACGGCACCGAGUACGUGUGCUGCCCCGCCUCUCGUGGCGGGGAGUCCGCUCCCCCCUCCCUGCAGUCCCAGGAGGACGACGAAGAGGAGGAGAUAGAGGAUGAGGAGAUUGAUGAGGCCGACCUGGUUGAGGAGGAGGACAGCGAGACGCCAGCUGAUGAGCAGCCCACACAAAAGGAGGAGCCAGUGGACCUGGACGAAGAUGAGGAGGAGGAGGAUGAGGAGGAGUACCACUACGUGUACGAGGACGAGGAGAUGGACAAGGAGGACGAGGAUGAGAAGAAAGAGAGCAACAAAAUGUCAGAAAGCCAAGAUGACGAUAAGGCUCUUCAGGAAGUCAAAGCGGUGUGCACCCUGGAGGCUGAGACUGGCCCCUGUCGGGCGUCUAUGCCCCGCUGGCACUUCGACAUGAGCCUGAAGAAGUGUGUGCGCUUCAUAUACGGCGGCUGUGCCGGCAACCGCAACAAUUUCGACUCAGAGGAGUACUGCAUGGCCGUGUGCAAACGCCUGAUCAUGCCACCCACUCCCCAACCCACCGAUGAUGUGGAUAUCUACUUUGAGACCCCGACUGACGACAAAGAGCACAGUCGCUUCCAGAGGGCAAAGGAGCAGCUGGAGAUCAGGCACCGCAACCGCAUGGAGAGGGUAAGAAAGGAGUGGGAAGAGGCUGAUCGCCAGGCUAAGAACCUGCCCAAGGCUGAGAGGCAGACAUUGAUCCAGCACUUCCAAGCCAUGGUGGAGUCCCUGGAGGAGGAGGCAGCCAGCGAGAAGCAGCAGCUGGUGGAGACUCACCUCGCCCGAGUGGAGGCCAUGCUGAAUGACCGGCGCCGUCUGGCCCUGGAGAACUACCUGGCUGCCCUGCAGGCCGACCCCCCCAGGCCUCACCGCAUCCUCCAGGCCCUGAGGAGGUACGUGCGUGCCGAGAACAAGGACCGCCAGCACACCAUCCGCCACUACCAGCACGUCCUGGCUGUGGAUCCUGAGAAGGCUGCUCAGAUGAAGUCACAGGUGAUGACCCACCUGCGUGUCAUUGAGGAGAGGAUGAACCAGAGUCUAUCUCUGCUCUACAAAGUACCUUAUGUUGCUGAGGAGAUUCAGGAUGAAAUAGACGAGCUACUCCAGGAGCAGAAAGCUGACAUGGACCAGUUCCUGUCGUCUAUUUCUGAAUCACAGCCAGAUGUCACCGUGUCAUCAGAGGAGAGCGUGGAAGUCCCCGUGCCUGAGGGCAAACCCUACCGCCCCUUCCAAGUUACAUCCUUGGGGUCCCGUUCAGAGCCAGAGGGCGAUCUAUCAGACUCCCCACGUGCCUUCAAGAAAGGCUCCGCCAUGUCUGGGUUAGAUGGUCUGAUAGGUGCCGAGGAGAGAAUCAUCAACAGCAAACCCAAGAUCAGCAAUAAUGUGGUGAUUGAUGAGUCUCUGGAUGUUAAAGAAGUGGUUUACAGUGCAGAGAGAGUCAGCGUUAUGCAUGAUGAUGAGCUGGAGACAUACCGCCCCCUGGGAGAAGACUUCAGCUUCGGCAGCAGCGCACUGAUUGGUUUGCUGGUGAUCGCCGUAGCCAUAGCAACCGUGAUUGUGAUCAGUCUGGUGCUGCUGAGGAAGAGGCAAUAUGGCACCAUCAGUCACGGCAUCGUGGAGGUUGACCCCAUGCUGACACCAGAGGAGCGCCACCUCAACAAGAUGCAGAAUCACGGCUACGAAAACCCCACCUACAAAUACCUGGAGCAGAUGCAGAUCUAACCAGAGCCAACAGGGGGCGCUGAGGGGGAACAUACUACUGACCAAUAACAUAUGCUAUUGUUAAAAUCAUUUGCAAACAUCCAAACUCCAUUUACUGGUUUGUUGAAAACAAUCCUUAAAUAAUGCUACUACUUCUACUACUGCUACUAUUGUACUAUAGAGCUCUUUUUUGAUCAUAUUCUUUUGAAUAAGGUGAUGUAUCUGCCAUUUUGCAUUAUGGAAAAUGUGAUUCUGCAGGUUUUCUCUGUAAUUAUGAAUACAGCUAUCUCAGAUCAAGAUGUAUAACAUUUCUUCAGACGUUUUUUUAAAGUGAACAGCAAAUCAAGCAAAAUUUAAAAUCUUUUUGAGCGGCCAUCAUCAAAGUGGCAUACCAGACACUUAAUUUGUCCAUCAUGCGAGUGUCAUCCAUGCAGUUUCUGAUGGUUUUCUCUGAAAGAAUUGGUGUUUUUUUUUUGUUCUUUUUCCUCUCGAUAGAUUGCUUGUAUAUGAAGGUUCUUUGUACCUAUUAAAAUGUAUAGUGAAACAACAAAUGAGAAAAAAUGAAAUCAUGGACUAUUUACUUUCUGUUCUUUGUUAAUAUGACAGACAAAAAUAUACAUAUACAGUUUAAAUAUAUAUAAAGUAGAUGUUUUUAUUCCACCUUGUUUCCCAGUUGGUUUAGGGUUCUCUGCUUGGUGGUCAUGAUUUGUGUUUGCAGGCACACGGUAAGAAAGAGUCGAGGGAGGUGUGCACAGACCCCCAGCUCAAACACAUCACACAAAACCUUCUGCAAACCUUUACUCAGUGAAUGUGGUGAUGAUCCUCGUUUACACACACAAACACAACCUUUCAUGGAGCAGAAUUAACAAAUAGACAAAGUCAUAUCCAUUAAGAUGUGUUACAUAGUUGAAUGUAUUAUGGAAGUUUUUUUUCCAUACUAUGUACCAGGUUCCUACGUGGCUUUCUUUUGCAUGCUGUGUCAUAAACUUUGUGACAGCCGGCGAUGAAAUGCCACAGUCAUAAACAAGUGUUUUUGUUAUUUUCUUUGUUUUUAUUUUUUUUUUAUUCUUACUUUUACGUAGCAAAAAACAGAAAGCUUCUUAUAAACAAGUGUUGGGUAUGAUGUGUACAUGUUAUUGCAGCAACUGUUGACUUUGCUGGUCAAAAAGUGCAAACUAGUCUGAUGGAUCUAAACAUGGCCGGCCCCAGCCUCAAGUGAAACAUGCAGCUGACUCCCAAAAAAUGGUCAAAACUGUUGGUGCAAUAUCUGAUAUGGAGAGGGAGCUAACACCAAACAAAUAUCCUUCUGAACCUGACUAAACCAGCUUUGGGUAUUAAAACAGAUCAUUUUUAAGUGGCAUAAAUCCUGAACAGUGGCAAUCUUGGUUUGGGAUUCUCCAUACCCAGAAAGGCCAGGGCCGGUCCAGAAUAAAAGCCAGCUGAGGACAACUUGGAGCUGGAGGGCUGUGCAGGCAGACAGAGACACACAGGAAGACAAGGCUUGGAGAGCUGGUUUUUGAGAAAAAUAAAUAACUAGCUUGUGUAUUUUUGCGAGUAGAGAAUGACACAAACAAGUGAACUGAGUCCUAGAAUCCUCUUUUCUCUCUCUCUCUUAGUAUUGUCUUUGUAUGCCUGUAUAGUUGAUGUUGCAAUCAUGGCUUUUUUCCGGAGGAUUACCUGUGGUGUGCAUUGUUCUUUCUGAAAUGAUAUGAUGAUGAUAUAUAUUUUUAAGUUUGUUUUCUAUUUUUUCUCUUCCUGUGACAGUAUCUCUGUAUGUGACUGUCUCACUAUGCACCCAAACGGCUUCAAUCUUGUAACUGCCUGCUUGAUUGUGGGAGGGGGCUGGGAACUAAUAGAAUAUGCAUAUUAGUGAUUUUAAAAUAAUUGAUUGACACAAUGGAAACCGAUUUAUGGUUACAGGGGGGAUACACAUCAAUAAACUCACAACUUCCAUAUAA
Messenger RNA from Cheilinus undulatus (humphead wrasse), 4461 nucleotides. It is a transcript of the gene aplp2, whose product is annotated as amyloid beta (A4) precursor-like protein 2. Gene Ontology annotation, biological process: axonogenesis; central nervous system development. Bases 230 to 2524 code for a protein of 764 amino acids. Gene Ontology annotation, cellular component: membrane. The transcript has 18 exons. NCBI's taxonomy places the organism in Eukaryota, Metazoa, Chordata, Actinopteri, Labriformes, Labridae. The record is from RefSeq and is a predicted model, not a curated record. Gene Ontology annotation, molecular function: serine-type endopeptidase inhibitor activity; transition metal ion binding; heparin binding.